Linum trigynum is the source of this 297-nucleotide messenger RNA. The record is from the annotation of a GenBank genome assembly. NCBI's taxonomy places the organism in Eukaryota, Viridiplantae, Streptophyta, Magnoliopsida, Malpighiales, Linaceae.
AUGCAUGUGCCUACUUCUCAUCAUUGGCAAUGUCUCAAACGCCUGUUGUGCUAUGUCCGUGUUACUAUCACUUAUGGUUUGGCUAUUCGUCAUACCGGUUUGCCAUUGCGCCUCACUGCGUUUGUUGACUCCAACUGGGCCGACAAUCUGGAUGAUCGCACCUCUACCUCGGCCUAUCUUGUUUACCUCGGCUCCACGCCUAUUUCUUGGUGCUCUCAUAAGAAACGCACCGUUGCCCUCUCCAGCACCGAGGUCGAAUAUCGUGUGAUUGCCCAUGUUGCUGCUGAAUUGGAAUGA